UUAUUAUUUUUUUUUAAAAAAAAAGAAAGGUGUCAUUACGAUAAUAAUACAAGAUGAAAGUCAUGAGGAAUAAUGGAUCAAGCAUUGCAACUGAAAUAGAUCAAAUUGACCAUUUUGGAUCAAGAAAACGAAAACAUAGACGAUCACUUACACCAUUACCUUCUCCUUCUUUAUUAAAUACUAAACGACGCCACUCUCAGCAACAUCUUUUAUCAACGCCAUAUACAAAAAAACAUGUCCUUGUCACUGGAGGGGCAGGUUAUAUUGGAAGUCAUACUGUUUUAGAACUAUUGAAUGCAAAUUAUUCUAUUGUGGUUAUGGAUAAUCUUGUGAAUGCCAAUUUAGAGGCUUUAGCAAGAGUAGAAUAUCUUUCUGGGAAAUCCAUCUAUUUUGUUGAAGGCGAUGUCACUUGUGAAAAGGAUUUGGAAAAAGUAUUUGAAGCAUUUCCAUUUUGGGCAGUGGUACAUUUUGCAGCUAUCAAAGCAGUGGGCGAAUCAACACAAAUUCCUUUGACAUAUUAUCACAACAAUGUCACAGGAUCAUUACUUUUAUUUCGAAUGAUGGAUCGUUUUAAAGUCAAGAAUUUGGUCUUUUCUUCUAGUGCUACAGUUUAUGGUGAACCAGAAAUGAUGCCAGUCAAUGAAACAGCUAGUCUUGGACCAGUGACUAAUCCUUAUGGACGUACCAAAUUAUUUGUGGAGGAAAUGUUACGGGAUGUAUGUGAUUCCGAUCCAGAUUGGAAUGUAUGUUUAUUACGAUUCUUUAAUCCUGUUGGUGCUCAUCCUUCUGGUUUGAUGGGAGAAUGUCCUCAAGGUAUACCAAAUAAUUUAUUACCUUAUGUCAUUCGGGUUUUACAAGGUCAUCUUCCAUGUGUACAAGUAUUUGGAUCAGAUUAUGAUACCGUGGAUGGUACUGGUGUUCGUGAUUAUAUCCAUGUAUGUGAUUUGGCAACAGGUCAUGUAGCAGCAUUGAAGAAAUUGGAAGAAGAAUCAACAACAAAUUUAUCAUCACCAUCAUCACCGUCACCAUCCUCUUUUACAACAAAACCAAUAUUAAAACAAGAAGUAAGGCGUGGAAAAUGUGUAGCAUAUAAUCUUGGAACGGGUGCUGGUUACUCUGUUUUGGAAAUCAUUUAUGCUAUGGAAAAAGCAACUCAGAAGAAAAUCCCUUACAAGAUUGUGGAACGACGACCUGGGGAUGUAGGUGUUUGUACUGCUGAUGCUACUUUGGCUAAUAAAGAAUUAGGUUGGAAACCUUUAUAUACCAUGGAUGAUAUGUGUCAAGACAUGUGGCGAUGGACAAGAAGAAAUCCCAAUGGAUAUGAUGGACCUCUUGUAGAUGAUGAUGAAUUAUAGUUUUAGUUGAUCAAAUAAUACUUCAAAUAAAAGU
Halteromyces radiatus is the source of this 1389-nucleotide messenger RNA. Its product is annotated as UDP-glucose 4-epimerase. Gene Ontology annotation, cellular component: cytosol. Bases 54 to 1355 code for a protein of 433 amino acids. The record is from RefSeq and is a predicted model, not a curated record. NCBI's taxonomy places the organism in Eukaryota, Fungi, Mucoromycota, Mucoromycetes, Mucorales, Cunninghamellaceae. Gene Ontology annotation, molecular function: UDP-glucose 4-epimerase activity. Gene Ontology annotation, biological process: beta-D-galactose catabolic process via UDP-galactose, Leloir pathway. The transcript has 2 exons.